UUAAGACAGAUGAAGAAAGACAAAAGGAUAUCAUUUCUCUUCUUCCUUGUUUGAUUCUUUCCCAUUUUCCUGGAUUUUUUACACAAGUUUGGAGAGCUUGUUGCAACCUGAUAAGCUGAGAAAGGAGUUUACUCCAACAAUGGGUCUCAAGAAGCUACUAGUAGCUCUCUGUUGUUUGGCUUUGAUAAGCCCUUUUCUUUUUCCAUCCACUGAAGCCUUGAUGAGAAUGGCUUUAAAGAGGCGUGCUCUUGACUGUGAUACUUUAAAUGCAAUGAGAAUUGGAAGGAAGUUGGAAUUGGAUCGAGAAGCUAGGAAUCCACUUCAAUCUCGUUAUGGCAGUCCAGAUCCAGACGUUGUAUAUUUGAAGGAUUACUUGGGUGCUCAAUACUACGGAGAGAUUAGUAUUGGUACACCUCCACAAAAAUUUUCUGUGAUAUUUGAUACAGGAAGUUCUAAUCUUUGGGUUCCAUCAUCGAAGUGCUUGUUCUCUAUUCCUUGCUAUUUCCAUUCCAAGUACAGUGCUAGGAAGUCAAAGACAUACACUGCCAUUGGUAAAUCUUGCCAUAUUAAGUAUGGUUCGGGUUCUAUCUCUGGUUUCUUCAGUCAGGAUGAUGUACAAGUUGGAGACCAACUUGUUAAGGAUCAGAUUUUCAUAGAGGCAACUAGAGAAGGAAGUAUCUCCUUUCUACUUGCAAAAUUUGAUGGCAUUUUUGGACUCGGGUUUCAAGAAAUUUCAGUUGGAAAUGCUACUCCUGUAUGGUAUAAUAUGGUGGAACAAGAACUUGUAAAAGACCCAGUUUUCUCAUUCUGGCUCAAUAGAGACACAACAGCAGAAGUUGGCGGGGAAUUAGUCUUUGGAGGAGUUGAUGAGAAACAUUACAAGGGAAAGCAUACUUAUGUGACAUUAACUGAGAAAGGUUACUGGCAGUUUGAUAUGGGAGAUUUCUUGAUUGGAAACUACUCAACAGGUUUCUGUGAUGGGGGCUGUGCUGCUAUUGUAGACUCAGGAACAUCACUACUUGCAGGACCAACGCAUGUCGUUACUGAAAUCAACCAUGCCAUUGGGGCUGAAGGUGUUAUAAGCAACGAAUGCAAAGACAUUGUUGCUCAGUAUGGAGAUAUGAUUUGGGAUCUUUUGGUUGCAGGGGUAGAUCCAAAUAAAGUAUGCUCUCAGCUUAACCUGUGCACCGUGCAAAACAGUGCUGGUAUUGAAUCAGUUGUAGAAAGAGAGAACGAGAAGGAUGUCUCAAGUUUAAAUCCCUUAUUCUGCACUGCAUGUCAGAUGACUGUGGUUUGGAUUCGGAACCAAUUGAGAGAAGAAGUGACCAAGGAGUCUGUACUCAACUAUGUGAACAAGCUUUGCAAUAGCCUGCCAAGUCCAAACCAAGAAUCAGUUAUCGACUGCGACAGCAUCCCUCUCUUGCCAAAUGUGACGUUCACAAUUGCUAAUAAAGCUUUCAACCUAACCCCUGAACAGUACAUCAUGAAAACCGGAGAAGGUUUUGCAACUGUCUGUCUUAGCGGAUUCAUGGCAUUUGAUGUGGCUCCUCCUAGGGGUCCUCUGUGGAUCCUUGGAGAUAUUUUCAUGGGAGCUUAUCACACUGUCUUUGACUACGGUAAUCUUCAGUUAGGUUUCGCUGAAGCUGCUUGAUUGGCUUACCGAAUCCCUGCUUGUCCCAUGUUAUUAUAGCUGUGUAAUAGUUCUAGUGGUUGUUUAGAUGUUGUAAACUGAGGAUGGGAGAAUACAGCACUUCUAGUGAUUAUGUGCUGCUAGUGUUCUGCACCCUUUUAUGUAACAUAAAUCAAUGCAGUUUGAUGUAAAUUUAGCUGCUGACACCAAUAAAUGGCACCUGUUAUCAUAAGUCGCUGCUCAUUUUUUCUGAGCCAAAAAAGGUUAUAUGUUGGUUUCACCCGAGCAGGAGCGCUGAAGCGUGCCCCUAUCGCCUUAAUGUGUUCUUCGCCUACACAUUUCUGAAGGCAAGAUUCUAAAGUAUAAACUGAUCCUUGUAUAAUGUUCUAAACAUUCAAAUAUUGUUUUAGCUAUUUUAUUAGAUAUAAAGAUUAAGUUGUGCA
Molecule: messenger RNA, 2073 nt
Organism: Chenopodium quinoa (quinoa)
Lineage: Eukaryota; Viridiplantae; Streptophyta; Magnoliopsida; Caryophyllales; Amaranthaceae
Product: aspartic proteinase-like
Exons: 13
Coding region: 140-1651 (503 amino acids)
Biological process (GO): proteolysis; lipid metabolic process
Molecular function (GO): aspartic-type endopeptidase activity
Source: RefSeq, a predicted model, not a curated record